AUGAGCAAGUCCGAUGGACAUGAUAGAACUAAUAAUAGAGAGUCAAGGCAGGCUUUCGGCCACAUUAUGAGCGACGGUGCUUGUGUGGCAGUCAUAGUUGCCCUCUUCUGCUCGGUAGUGUGUCUCCCCGUAGAUUUGCCCAAGUGUAUCGUUCUCAACGGAGAGGCUGAGCUCUCAACUCAACGUGCUGGCGUACACGCACGCACAGAGCGUGCGCCAUAUCAGUCGGUUGCAGACGCCCUGAGCACACAUGCGAUCGCACGUUCGGCGCACUCACACCCAGAGAACAUGGCUAGUGUCGACCCCAUUACUCCCUCUACUGUCUCUGCUGUUGCUGCUACUACCACCGCCACCGCAUCUCUGUCUCCUACUGAGUCCAACAUGGCCGCCCCACAACCAGACCCUUCCCCCCUCUCCCCUUCGAGUCAGUCCACCCUCAUGGAUACUUCCACAAUCCCCGCAGAAGUGUCCUUUAACCUAUCCCAACAGCAACUGCCACCACUACCACCUGUACAAACAGCACCAAAUAAAGUGAUCAUCAAACCUGAGGCGCCUGCACCUACGACUCCGCCCUCUACCACCCCACUAAAACGGCCACGACACAAACCCGAGGAACGCAAGGAGCUCCUAGAGAAGGCUGUUAGGGAUGUAAAGGAGCAGAAGAUUUCGAUGCGCAAAGCUGCCUCCCGGUACAAUAUUGCCAAGUCCUCACUAUGUGACUAUGUGCGCAAAAACCACAUUAUUCUGCCCAACAAUCGGUGUAAGCCUUCGGUCACUGUAGCUGCCGCUGCCGCCACCGCGGCCAAUAACUCCAGCGGAGGGGAUUGCCACCAUCAGCAUCAUCAUGUUCGUUUGGAUGCUGCAUCGGGACCGGUGACCGGGGCGCCCCAAACCUCAGUGGCAUUGCAACCACCCCUACCGUCGACACAAACCGGAUCCUUCAGUUUUCCCCUUGAGACGGCAAGUUUGUUGAGGGCGACGCACACGGCUACCCCUCCAGGAGGAGGGGGUGGCGGUAGUGGUAGUGUUUUGUCUCGUCUAGAGAGCCCUUGGAACAACGUUUCAGGGCUACCGACCCAAGUGCGAAUGCAGAAUUGGAGUUCCUUGGCGGCCCAGGGAAAAUCGAUGAGUUCGUUGUCCCAGGCCUCGGCUGCGUCUUCCCCAAAACAGACGGAGUCCCUGCUGGGCAUCAGCACUGAGUCGAAUUCACCGGGUGGUGGUGGUGAUUGUGGUAGCAACAAUAGCAACACCAGCACACCACUACAACUACAGCAGCAUCAGUUGCCUUCAACAAGCAUCUUCACAACUACCCCCUCCUCUACAUCAUCCUUUAUUUGUGCGCCGCUUUCAAGUGAUGUUCUAGAUAGCAUGACCUCCACGACAUCUUUCUUUGCCUCCCCCACUGUCGCCGCUCCUCCGCCUACCCUUGCUGUGACCACCAACUUUGCCUCCGCCACACCUCACCUCCUUCUCCCUCCACCACCACCACCACCACCGCUGCAAACACCAACAAGCAUCGCUCCGGAGGCGCUGAUUCCCACUCCACUCUCGCGUUCCCUCGCCUCUAUUUACUCACCGGCACCACCGCAAGCACCGCCGCUGCAGUCGUCGUCGCUCCCUCCAACACAACAGGUGCCUCCACUCCCUUCCGCCGCUACCGCGUCACAACUCCCUCUUGUCUUUCCCUCUUCUGGCCCCAGUGGUGUAUCUAACUCAGCCGAAGCAAGCGUGGUAGUAGACUCGCUACAGAGGCUACUGCUGGCCGCCGCAGCAGCAACAGCGACACGUACUGACGGAAAACAGUUACUGCCAUCAAACCUUGGAGACCUCCUCCUCGACCUCCCUUCACCAAUGGGCUUCCCUGUACCCCCACCACCCGCCGCUGUCACCAACGCCACCGCAGCCGGUGCCCUCUUUCGUAAACUACAGUUGCCUAAUUGCCUCAAUUCUCUCAUUGGCAGCACUGCUGCAGCACCGAAUGCUCUCGCCGCCACUGUCGCCAAUAGUAGUGGUGGCAGCACUGCGGCCGCAGCGGCAGCAGCUGUUGCUGUUAUUGCACGGUUACCCCAAGCACAAAUGGUCUUCGCUAAGGAACUCAUCAACUUUAUCAACAAAUCACCUUCGCCUUUCCAUGUGGUGCGAUCCGCAAGCGAGAUUCUAACCUCCAAUGGCUUUCGAGAAUUGUCCGAGAACGAACCCUGGAAGUUGGCGCCGAACGACUGUGUCUUCGUGACCAAAAACCGCACUUCUUUGUUCGCCAUUGCUGUGGGUGGGGCCUAUAAGCCCGGUGAGGGUUUCGGCAUCAUUGGCGCACACACCGAUAGCCCCUGCCUUCGACUGAAACCCCUGUCAGAGCGCGUAAAGGAAGGCUUCGUCGAACUCGCAGUUCAGACCUACGGUGGUGGGCUGUGGUACACCUGGUUUGAUCGCGAUCUCACUCUUGCUGGUCGUUGCAUCGUCCGCAAUCCCACCACUGGUGCAUUAGAAGAACGUCUUGUCCACAUUGAUCGCCCGUUGGCUUGUGUGCCCUCGCUGGCCAUCCACUUGAACCGCAACGUUAAUAAGAACUUCGCUCCUGAUCCAGAGGUCCAUCUGGCUCCGAUUCUGUGUACCACUCUUACUGAACAGUUGAAUGCUUCUACGGAUGCGACAGUGCCUUCAGGACACCCAGCAGGUUUGCUGCGUAUUCUAGCUGCGGAGUUUCAAUGCACACCAUCGGAUUUAGUUGAACUGGAGCUCUACUUAGCGGAUACUCAACCAGCGAAAAUAGGAGGCCUCCAUGAAGAGUUUAUUCAUGCACCACGACUGGACAACCAAUUCAACGCCUACGCGUCAAUUCGUGCAUUGGUAAACUCCCUACCCAGCCUGAAGGAGGAACCCUUCGUACGGGUGGUGUGUCUCUACGAUCACGAAGAGAUCGGUUCGGGCAGUCUCCAGGGUGCCAAAUCAAUCUACACGGAAUGUCUUUUCCGAAGAGUCACGGAAGCGUUGGCAGCGGGUGCUAUGGAAGCGACAGAGUCAGCAAGUAACGUUGGCGGAGGGGCGGACGCAGCAAACUACGCUGGCGGCGGAAUGGGAUCGGAGCGAUGCCUCUUCGAACGCACAAUGGCGCGUUCCUUCCUCCUCUCGGCCGACCAGUCCCACGCGGUACAUCCCUCAUGGCCUGAGAAACACGAACCUGGACACAAACCUGGCUUUCACCAAGGCUUGGUGUUGAAGCACCACUGCUCACAGAACUAUGCUACUAACGGGUUAACUUCGGCUAUUGUUAAAGAGGUCGCUAGGCGAACGAAUGUCCCACUCCAGGAAUUCGUGGUACGUCAAGAUCAGCCAGGCGGCCGUACUAUCGGUCCAAUCAUGGCCUCGCAUCUAGGCGUAAUGACUGCAGAUAUUGGUGGUGCGCAACUGGCGAUGCAUUCGUGUCGUGAGAUGACCUGUACUUCAAGCGUCGGUCAAGCGAUCACGCUGUUCACAGGGUUCUUUGAACAGCUCGCUAACAUUCUCUCUUCCUUUGUCGCUAUCAAGUUCAGUCAUUGCCCUCAGUAA
Echinococcus granulosus is the source of this 3546-nucleotide messenger RNA. RefSeq names its product Aspartyl aminopeptidase. The record is from RefSeq and is a predicted model, not a curated record. Gene Ontology annotation, molecular function: zinc ion binding; aminopeptidase activity; DNA binding. Lineage: Eukaryota; Metazoa; Platyhelminthes; Cestoda; Cyclophyllidea; Taeniidae. The transcript has 10 exons. Gene Ontology annotation, biological process: proteolysis. Bases 1 to 3546 code for a protein of 1181 amino acids.